GACGCGGGGGCUCCAACUCAUCGACCGUGGGAUCAUGACCUGAGCCCGAGUCGGACGCCUAACUCAGGAAAUGGUUUCGUUAGUACGAAGGCUGCAGCCCCUGCUCCUUCCACCGCAACUCCCACCCAUUUCCCUUCCGCCAAGAGAACUAGAAGGUGAACUUGGGGAGGUGUAGACCUCCAGGUGUGGGGCCAUGUUCCAGGGAGAGCAGUACUCGCGAGCAGUACUCAUCUGGAGGUGCGCUGUGUACUGUGCUGUACUGGGGAGGGUUGUCAGGAGUCCCUAGGGGUUCGCGGUGGGGGCACCCAGGAGCCAUAGGAACCAGGGUCCCAAUGAAGUCCUCACAAUCAUUCCGUCCGCCGCCCUUCACAAAACGGGUCUCCAGGCCGUAGGGUGAAAGUGGCCCAAGUUCCGAGAUGCUCCCUCUAGUGUCUUGUACGCUCACAGCUUUUCUCCCCCCGACCUUGUAGACGCCGGGCGAUCUAAGGCCAUCCACUUGAGUAAGUCUAAGGAGCUACCAAUCAAGUCCCGCCCGCCUCUGCAGUGCCUGGGUUGGAGCCCCCUGGACCUGCGUCUGCCACUCCUUCGCUUCCUCCUCUCCCAUUGGCCGCGGGGAGAGGGAGGCAGCUUUUUUUUUUUUUUUAUCGAUUGGGCGGGGCCCAAUCAAGGGAGGGUCGGUCGGAUCUUUGAUGUCUUUUUUUUGCCCGAUUCCAAGAUGGCGUGGAUGACCACGCUGGGAAUUCAGCGUGAAGCCGCAGUUCUGCCAUCACUCAAGAUGGCUGCCCCCAUCAAGAUGACCGGGGUGUGCCGGGGGAAAGGAGGCAGCAGGAUAGUCUGAGACGGUAAGAGCUACUGCUUCAUUGCAAGCCUCGCCUUGGGGCCUAGGAAUGGAGAGCAGAAAGACUGGGAAGCUGGGUGAGGUCUGUGUGGGAGCUAGGGUUAGAGAAUGGGGGAGGGGAGGGGGUGACAGGUGGGGGUGAAGGAUCAAAGAUGGGACGGGAGUGUGGGGGUGUCUGGGGUUCAGUCUCCCCACCGGUGCCCUCUCCCCACUCUUCCUGUUCCAGGUGUAGCGUCGGACCAUGUGGAAGUUUCUGGGACUGGGGAGUCGGAUGAUGGGGGGUGGGGCCCGUGGGGGGUAGAGGGAGCAAUAGCGUCCUUUCUCAGGCUAACCCCGGCCCCUCCCCUGUCCUCUGGACUGAAAUGGGGAACACACUGGGCCUGGCACCGAUGGGGGCUUUGCCCCGCCGGAGCCCCCGGCGAGAGGAACCUCUGCCCAACCCUGGGAGCUUCGAUGAGCUGCACCGGCUAUGCAAAGAUGUGUUCCCAGCACAGAUGGAGGGAGUGAAGCUCGUUGUCAACAAGGUUCUGAGCAGCCAUUUCCAGGUGGCUCACACCGUGCAUAUGAGUGCUCUGGGCUUGCCAGGCUAUCACCUCCACGCGGCCUACGCGGGGGACUGGCAACUUAGCCCCACAGAGGUGUUCCCCACCGUGGUAGGGGAUAUGGACAGCAGCGGCAGCCUCAACGCCCAGGUCCUGCUCCUCCUGGCAGAGCGGCUCCGAGCCAAGGCUGUCUUCCAGACGCAGCAGGCCAAGUUCCUGACGUGGCAGUUCGAUGGCGAGUAUCGAGGAGAUGAUUACACAGCUACUCUGACCCUGGGGAACCCUGACCUGAUUGGGGAGUCGGUGAUCAUGGUCGCUCACUUCCUGCAGAGCCUCACCCAUCGGCUGGUGCUGGGAGGAGAGUUAGUUUAUCACCGGCGGCCAGGCGAAGAGGGGGCCAUCUUGACCCUGGCUGGGAAGUACUCGGCCCUGCACUGGGUGGCCACGUUGAAUGUGGGAUCAGGUGGGGCCCAUGCAAGUUAUUACCACAGGGCCAACGAACAGGUUCAGGUCGGGGUGGAGUUUGAGGCAAACACGAGGCUACAAGACACAACCUUCUCCUUUGGUUACCACCUGACUCUGCCCCAGGCCAACAUGAUGUUUAGAGGCUUGGUGGACAGUAACUGGUGUGUGGGUGCCGUGCUGGAGAAGAAGAUGCCCCCCUUGCCUGUCACCCUAGCCCUCGGAGCCUUCCUCAACCACUGGCGCAACAGGUUCCAUUGUGGGUUCAGCAUCACUGUGGGCUGAGGUUGUCCCAGAGCCGGCACCCGCUGAAGCUGGAGCCUCCGAGUCAGGUGCCCGAGGGCCAGAGACUAGGCCCCUCUCCAGAGCCCACCCUGCCGGGUGACCUCUAGGUCCCAGGACCAGAGUGGGGGACAGGGCCGUGCCCUCCUCAGAACUGGGGCUGCCGCAGGGGCGGCUGCCGAGGGGCUGGCGUGAGGCUCCGACCUCUGCCACCAGCCCCCCCCCCCCCCCCCCCGGCGUCCUCUUCCCGUGCUCUUGUGGCUCUGGACCGAGGGAGAAGGAUUAGGGGGUCUGUCUGGCUGACUUCUCUCCCCACACCCCCCCCCCCCCCCAUCUCCCUGUCGAUUAAAGCUCCCAGUGUCUUCCUCUUCAGAGCAGAAAAGUCUGCAUGGGAUCAGCUCCCCGUCCUGUUUUCCAUCCCAGAGUCUCCCGAGGGCUGAAGGGCUAAAUCUUUGCCCUGGGAAAGUGGCCCCCCCCCCCCCCACUUCCCGGAAGGCGCUUCUUUACCUCUUCGCCCCGAGGCUCCCUCCUUCCUCAUUUUCUGUGCUUCCGGAGAACAACUCUGUCCCCGUGGUCAUCCCCCACGGCCCCCAAGACUGCAUGAAGAGGCAGUUAUUGCUUUGGUCUUUCAUUGCAACCACUGGGCUCCCUUUCUACCGGUCCCAACCUCUGGCCCCAGUAUUUCCCCCUUCCCCAGUCCCGUGUGUCCACAUGGGCUGGGGCCUCAGCUGCAGAUCUCCUGGAGCAGUGGCGUCAUGGCGGCCAGCCCCCGGAUGUGCCGGAUUUGGUAGCCAAAGGCGUUGUUAAUGCUCCGGAGCUCGGCCAACAGGCCCAGCAGCUUCGCAUACAGAAACCUUUGGAGGAAGCGGUGGGGUCACCAGGGAAAGAGGAGGAAAAUAAGGUAGCUGAGAGUCUUGCCCUGACGUCCUGAGCCCCUGAACCGUCCCUCGGCGAAGCUAGGUCUGACCCCUAGAGAAAAUCACGCUCUGGUAGGACAAAUUUAUCCAGAAUUCCAAAAGGUCCCCGAGGGGGUCCUCUGACACUUUCCUCUCUCACCAUGCCGUAUUUCUUGAACCCAGAGGUCUGAGGGCCAAGUGUGAAGAAAGCCCCAGAUGUGGCCAGGACGUCACCUGUGUGGAGUCUGUGGAUCGGGUCUUCUAGAGCAGGUUCUAGAAGGUGGGUGCGUCCUGUGGUGUAAAGCAUCCCUCUCCUGGCCAAACCGGCUCAUUGAGGAACAGCCGAGAACAAGGGGAGUGUCCCUCAGAGCCUGAGUAGAUCACGGACUUUUGGGCCAGGGGACCGGCCUGGGCCAUGAAACUGAACGACCCUGACUUCAAGGGGGAAUGAAUGAAACAUUAAUGGGCCCAACGGAGAGAAGGGGAAGGGCCAAGGAAAGAGAGCGAACGAGAGACUUGGCCGGCUGCUUGAGCCUGGAGAGUGGACGGGUGAGAGAGUGGAUGUCAUCAAUCUCAGGAAUGCUGUUAUACAGAGCCUGCCAGCUCCUACUUUGCAUCUCUACCGAAUAAAAAAAAAAAAAAUCUGGAAAAAAUCAGGUGAAACGCCCGGAGGAGCACUUUGGACGCCAGAACUACACGAGGCACGAGGGAAGGACUCGAGCCCCCGAGGGACCCGGUUUCCCAGAGGAAGGGACAGUAAAGCAUUCCCCCUGA
Molecule: messenger RNA, 3794 nt
Organism: Lynx canadensis (Canada lynx)
Lineage: Eukaryota; Metazoa; Chordata; Mammalia; Carnivora; Felidae
Gene: TOMM40L
Product: translocase of outer mitochondrial membrane 40 like
Exons: 9
Coding region: 1201-2127 (308 amino acids)
Biological process (GO): protein import into mitochondrial matrix
Cellular component (GO): mitochondrial outer membrane; mitochondrial outer membrane translocase complex
Molecular function (GO): transmembrane protein transporter activity
Source: RefSeq, a predicted model, not a curated record